AUGAGCGACUUCAAGUCUUCCCAGUAUUUCAAGCAAAUCACCGACGGCCUUGCCGGCAUGUCUGAUGCCGAGAAGAAGGACCUCCAGAAGAAGACCAACGCCGUCUUCGAGUUCCACAUUAAGAACUCUGGUGGCAAGGAGCUCGUCCAGACCAUCGAUCUUAAGAAGGAGGCCACUGUUUACGAGGGCAAGGCUAAGGGCAAGGCUGAUUGCGUGAUCAGCCUCGCUGACGACACUUUUGCCGAUCUCGCUGAGGGCAAGGUCAAUGGCCAGAAGGCCUUUAUGGGUGGUAAGCUCAAGGUCAAGGGCAACGUUAUGCUUGCCACCAAGCUCGACGGUGUGCUCAAAGCCCAGAAGGCCAAGGCGUAA
Molecule: messenger RNA, 369 nt
Organism: Malassezia vespertilionis
Lineage: Eukaryota; Fungi; Basidiomycota; Malasseziomycetes; Malasseziales; Malasseziaceae
Exons: 3
Coding region: 1-369 (122 amino acids)
Cellular component (GO): cytosol
Source: RefSeq, a predicted model, not a curated record